GAGUCAGUUACGAAUAGUAAUUAUCUUUCACUCAUGAAUGAACUAGUACUUAUUACUGUAUCUAUUUUUCUGAGAAAAAAAAAAAAAAAAGAGUAUAAGUGGACCAAUACUACACAGGAUAGAAUUUCCGGCAGACUUAAAAUAAUCCAAAAAACUGAAAAAGCUUUCUUCUUAAACCCCAUAACAUAAACCCUAAAUUACUCUCAACCUCACUCUCCAGCCUCCAAAAACAAAAGCCCUAGUCUCCUAUAUGAGUCGUAGUAAGAACAAUGAGGCCUCAAUGAGCCAAAGCACUAAGAUCCGCUUCGAAGACGCGGACGAAGACUUGACCACUGAGAGCUCAUAUCUCGGGGAGUCAACUGUAGUCGGCGACGACAAAGGCAUCGCAAUUGACGACGAGUCCAUGGGGGAGGCUGAUGUCUCCUGUAUCGAUGAUAAGACCAGCGCCGAUUAUUACUUCGAUUCCUACUCUCAUUUCGGCAUUCACGAAGAAAUGCUUAAGGAUGUAGUGAGAACUAAGACAUAUCAAAAUGUUAUUUAUCAGAAUAAGUUUCUAUUUAAGAAUAAAGUUGUACUUGAUGUUGGUGCUGGCACUGGAAUUUUGUCCCUUUUCUGUGCAAAAGCGGGGGCAGCUCAUGUUUAUGCAGUUGAGUGCUCUGCCAUGGCUGACAUGGCAAAAGAGAUUGUUGAAUCAAAUGGGUUUUCAAAUGUUGUCACAGUUUUGAAGGGAAAGGUUGAAGAGCUUGAGCUGCCAGUUGCUAAAGUUGAUAUUAUCAUUUCAGAGUGGAUGGGUUAUUUUCUAUUAUACGAGAAUAUGUUAAACACAGUUCUCUAUGCUCGAGAUAAAUGGCUUGUUAAUGAUGGAAUUCUUCUACCAGAUAAAGCUUCCCUUUUUAUAACAGCUAUUGAGGAUGCAGAAUACAAAGAAGAUAAGAUUGAAUUUUGGAAUCGUGUCUAUGGUUUUGACAUGAGCUGCAUCAAGAAGCAAGCCAUGAUGGAACCUCUUGUUGACACAGUUGAUCAGAAUCAAGUUGUCACUAAUUGCCAGCUACUCAAGACAAUGGACAUCUCUAAAAUGGCUUCAGGGGAUGCUUCCUUUACAGUGCCUUUUAAGCUUGUAGCAGAACGAGAUGAUUACAUCCAUGCUUUGGUAGCUUACUUUGAUGUAUCAUUUACUAGAUGCCAUAAGUUGAUGGGUUUCUCUACAGGUCCAAGAUCGAGGGCUACACACUGGAAACAAACAGUUCUCUACCUAGAAGAUGUGCUAACAAUAUGUGAAGGGGAAGCCAUAACUGGGAGCAUGACUGUAGCACCAAACAAAAAGAAUCCUCGUGAUAUUGAUAUAAUGGUCAAAUAUGCAUUGAAUGGUCGGCGUUGUGCGGUGACAAGAACUCAGUAUUAUAAGAUGCGAUGAUGUACAUCUAAGAUGUCCUCCAAAAUUGCAGGCAUUGGUGCCUGAGCAUGGCCCUCAAACAGUACCAUAUCAGUAUCUAGUAAGUUGCUUCCAUUUGGAAGCUUGUGCACUCAUUUGCUUUAUUGUGGGGUUGCUUUCCCUGAAAAUGCAUACGGGCUGCAAGCCGAAUCCCAUUUGACAUGCUAAGGCGAUCGAGGAUGUAAUGCUAAAAUUUUUAAAAUUUAUUUCGAAGACUUGUUUUGUUUAAAUAGAUGUUUUUGAGCCUCGGCUGCUCUUGCUUUUA
Messenger RNA from Ricinus communis (castor bean), 1697 nucleotides. RefSeq names its product protein arginine N-methyltransferase 1.1. Gene Ontology annotation, molecular function: protein-arginine N-methyltransferase activity. Gene Ontology annotation, biological process: peptidyl-arginine methylation. The transcript has 9 exons. The record is from RefSeq and is a predicted model, not a curated record. NCBI's taxonomy places the organism in Eukaryota, Viridiplantae, Streptophyta, Magnoliopsida, Malpighiales, Euphorbiaceae. The coding region runs from base 251 to 1414 and encodes 387 amino acids. Gene Ontology annotation, cellular component: nucleus.